AUGUCUGUCAUACCAGUACGGUAUGAAAGUUUGAAGGCAAUUCUGCCGUACAUGGACCCAAAUACACGAUUCCAAAUCUCUCUGCGCAUUCCAUCAGUCAGCUCCCUUGAGAGCCGCAUACCACUGAAAAUCGAGAAUUUGAAGUUUGCAGGUCCUUUUACGGAGGUGAAUAAGGUCUCCUACCACCUUGGUGUAUACCGUGAUUACGGACGCAAUGAAACUCCUUCCGAUGUUCACCACAUGAAUCAAAGGGGAGGUUUUCUCAAUGACAUUGAUCAAUAUGGAGUCAUCAUAUAUCCCGGAGUGAACAACGUACUUCCAGGAGAUAUCGAUUUGAGAACAGAAGUUCACCAAGAUCAUUGGUUUAACACGGAGGAAUCGGAACAAGAUCAUGUACAGCAGCUGAGAACUUUAAAAAUGUUGUUAGCCGAACGGUUAAAUCAGGAAUAUAUUGAAGACGACGAAACCAGGAAUGCAGGAGCUUCCAAUGAAACAUUUCGACAAAUUAUAUUAAACGAUUCUGUAGAAUCCAUUCAACGUCAAAUAAAAUCCAUUCGGGACCGGCUCAGUGCUUAUACCAAUCGUCGAAACAAUAGAAUUCCUCCUUAUACUCCUUUUAUUCAAUUUACCAGACGCUCUCCAAAAGGAGUAACGAUCCAACGUGUUGCAUACAAUAAGUAUCUAUAUGAAGCAACAAAGACGGUGCACACGAAACUGUUUGGAAAUCGUGAUUCGAGUAUUUCAGUGAAAAAUCUGAAAAUUGACAUUUUCGAUCGAAUUCUUCGUUUUCCCGCAGCAACUGUUCUGAAAAUCGACAAUUUAGAAGUUACAUUCUGGAAUUCACGUGAAUUUGAACGGUUCAAGCAAGUCAUUCAUCCAUCAUCUUUUCCACUUCAACAAUUGAAAAUUUCAAGUACUACAAUUCCUUUUUUUGAUUGUAGACACAUUAUUGCGAAAGAGGCAAAAUCAUUAAUUAUCGAUAAUAAUCCCCUUGAAGAUGAUUCAUGGACACCAAUCCUCCCGAAUCUGACCAACCAAAGAGUGUGUUUGAUGAAUGAGAACCAACGCGAUCCUCCGAAUGAUUAUGUGAAUUUAAUCGAGGAUUGGUUGGAGAGAGGACGUCCGGUUGGGACCACUUUCAGUAUGGGACUCAAGAACGAAAAUACAGCAAAACAGUGUUUGGAUACUCUGAAGCAGAGAGAAAAUGUUUUAGGAUCUACUGAAAAACAAGUCCAGCUCCGUAUCAAUGCUUCAUUGAUGUUCAAUGUCUCCUAUGAUAUGAUUGAUCAUACAAGCAGUUUUCUUAGUGAAUAUGAAUCAAACUUGUGGCUUAGACUGAAAGUGGUUCGUAGAAGAUCUGAAUAA
Caenorhabditis remanei is the source of this 1365-nucleotide messenger RNA. RefSeq lists its product as uncharacterized. The transcript is spliced from 3 exons. The record is from RefSeq and is a predicted model, not a curated record. Bases 1 to 1365 code for a protein of 454 amino acids. NCBI's taxonomy places the organism in Eukaryota, Metazoa, Nematoda, Chromadorea, Rhabditida, Rhabditidae.